AUGGCGUCUGGCGGCGGCGGCGAGGGGCCUGGCGAGGGCGGCAGCGGCGAGGCGGAGGGCGGCGACAGGGGCAGCGGCGGCGUGGGCGGGUGCGGAUGGGGCGCGUCUGGCGGCGGCGGGGCUGGCGACGGCGGCGGGGUCGGCGGGUGGGGGUGCGGCGCGUCUGGCGGCGGCGAGGGGCCUGGCGAGGGCGGCAGCGGCGAGGCGGAGGGCGGCGACAGGGGCAGCGGCGGCGUGGGCGGGUGGGGGUGGGGCGCGUCCGGCGGCGGCGGGGCUGGCGACGGCGGCGGGGUCGGCGGGUGGGGAUGUGGCGCGUCUGGCGGCGGCGGCGAGGGGCCUGGCGAGGGCGGCAGCGGCGAGGCGGAGGGCGGCGACAGGGGCAGCGGCGGCGUGGGCGGGUGCGGGUGGGGCGCGUCCGGCGGCGGCGGGGCUGGCGACGGCGGCGGGGUCGGCGGGUGGGGAUGCGGCGCGUCUGGCGGCGGCGGCGAGGGGCCUGGCGAGGGCGGCAGCGGCGAGGCGGAGGGCGGCGACAGGGGCAGCGGCGGCGUGGGCGGGUGCGGGUGGGGCGCGUCCGGCGGCGGCGGGGCUGGCGACGGCGGCGGGGUCGGCGGGUGGGGGUGCGGCGCGUCUGGCGGCGGCGGCGAGGGGCCUGGCGAGGGCGGAGGCGGCGAGGGCGGAGGUGAGGGCGAGGCGGACGGCGGCGGGGCCGGCGGCGGCGAGGGCGAAGAGGAUGGAGGCGGAUAG
Messenger RNA from Emiliania huxleyi CCMP1516, 744 nucleotides. RefSeq lists its product as hypothetical. The record is from RefSeq and is a predicted model, not a curated record. Bases 1 to 744 code for a protein of 247 amino acids. The transcript has a single exon. NCBI's taxonomy places the organism in Eukaryota, Haptophyta, Isochrysidales, Noelaerhabdaceae.